Messenger RNA from Epinephelus fuscoguttatus (brown-marbled grouper), 2582 nucleotides. It is a transcript of the gene shisa8b, whose product is annotated as shisa family member 8b. Gene Ontology annotation, biological process: regulation of short-term neuronal synaptic plasticity; regulation of AMPA receptor activity. Lineage: Eukaryota; Metazoa; Chordata; Actinopteri; Perciformes; Serranidae. The transcript has 5 exons. The record is from RefSeq and is a predicted model, not a curated record. Gene Ontology annotation, cellular component: postsynaptic density; postsynaptic membrane; AMPA glutamate receptor complex. The coding region runs from base 425 to 1843 and encodes 472 amino acids.
CAGACAUGCACACACACAACCCAGCACACAGGGGUCUUGGCAGCAGAAGAUCCUAACAGUUCUGGACCAGUCUGGACUCGCGCCUGCCAGCACAGACUGAACAGUGCUUAAAAAAGAAGAAUAGAAGAAGAAGAGGUGAUAAAGGAGUAAAAAGGAGGAUAAGAGGAGUGUGCCGUUUUGUGUUUGUUGAACACCCUGGAUCGAGCCUCCAGCUGAUGAUGGAGAACACAUGAGGAAGAGAGAGAGAUCUGCGGGGACACUCGGGGGAAAAAAUGCUGCUGAGUAAAGUUUGUGGAUAUUUCUAGAGGGAAUUUUUAGCCCUUGAACUUUGGGGAAGACUCGCAGAGGACGGUCGGCUGUGUGCAGAUUGUAAAGAGAGAAAGCCUGCAGGUGGGACGUUGGACAGAAGGGCUCUCCCUGCAGUAUGGCGGCCACCAACCCUACCUCCUGCCACCUUCUCUUCUUCCUCCUCUCCUUCCUUACAACUCAAACUGCCCUCACCCAGGACCCAUCUGUCACCACAGUGACGAUAACCGAAGGUGAUGCUUUCAUCGCCCCCACCACGCUGGCCAACCAGACGACUCCCAGCUACGUGGAGACCACUCAGAACACUCCUAUAGAGACAGGGCUGUCCACUCCCACCAGUGGCGGAGACGCCGACGAUGAGGAUGUCCCUCCCUCCGGUGGGACACGUUGCCAGGGUUACUAUGACGUUAUGGGCCAAUGGGACCCGCCGUUCAACUGCAACGCCGGCGUCUUUCUGUACUGCUGCGGUACCUGCUUUUACCGCUUCUGCUGCCAGUUCCGCCAGCAGCGGCUGGACCAGAGCAUCUGCUCCAACUACGACACGCCCAUCUGGGCCAACACCGGCAAGCCCGUGGCCACCAUCACCGAGGGCCAGGAUGACCAGGACCGGGACCGCACACACCUCAUCGUCUACAUCAUCUGUGGUGUGGUGGCCAUCAUGGUGCUGGUGGGCAUCUUCACCAAACUGGGUCUGGAGAAAAGCCGUGGAGGAAGUGGAGGAGGAGGGGGAGGAGCAGGGGCGGGGCAUGCUGACCUCAAUUCCAGGACACUGACAGACCUGCUGAAGCAGCAGGGAGGUGAAGUGAGCUCGGUGGAAAAUGCCGCGGCCAGUUCGCCCAGCGGAGGGAGAGCCAACGGCAUUUCAGCCAGGAUGCUGCGCAGCAGGAGUGAACAGUACCAGCUGAAUAACUCUGCUUACGGGCCGUUUGGACAAGGGCUUCCACACCCGCACAGCAACCCCAGCACAGUGGGACUCAACAAAUAUACCUCCCUCAAAGCUGUGGCGCACAGUGCGUCUCGUAGCUACUACAAGAGCUUCCCACUCAUGGACUUCUCCCAGUACCAACCUGUGGCACCUCCAGCCUUCCAGCCUGUGCCUCCACAGCCCAAAGAGAAGUCAUACAUCCACCAGCCUGUGUCGGCGCACCAUGACCUCCACGCCCCUCUCUCCAUCUCCAUCCCCUCCAGCCACCUGGAGCAUGCACGCCUCCCCAAGACCACCACGCACCCGCUGCUCUCCAGCUCUGCCUUCAAAGCCUGGGAGCCAACUAGCCGCCACGUCCACAGGCAGGCAUCCGCCCCGGGGCACACCGCCCCUUCAAUGCACAGCUCCACCCGCAGACAAGGCUACUCGAUCCGGAGGCAGCAGAGCAUAGAGAACAUGCCGGAUCUUUUUAGCCAGCCCUAUGUAGGGGUGUACGGAGGAGCUGAAAGGGGGGCCGCGCAGGGGCAGCAUGUACAGGGGCAACCCUCCUAUUACCACCACAGCAGGCAGAAGAGCUACUCCACCCACAGUACAACUGAGGUGACUGUCUGAGCACCAAGGCCUCAGAGAGUGGUUAAACAAAAAGCUUUGGUGUUAGCUAAAUGCCAGACUUUGGGACAGUUGGCCCAACAAGUGAGGGACAUUAAACAGAAAGACACAUUCAGAUUAAUGAGAUAAAAAGGGGUGAUUUGAUGAGCAGAAACAGAGAGAUUCAGGAGAAAAAGAGCGUAGCAGAACCACCACACUUUACAGAUUAGGUAAAGGUUAUAAUUGGACUCUAGCGAUGGUUUUGGAUCACAUUUAGACUGUACCUAAAAGGAAAUCUAUCACUCUCAGGUUCCUAUAGGUCACACAGCCUUCACAGAUCCUCAGUUUUUGUGGUUUCAUUGUGGCUGUACAGGCCUUGUAGGAAUAGAGAUGAGAGAAAAGGACAACACAAAUCUUGCCAGCUCUUAGAGCAGGGGGCUUGAUUUUGUCUUUGAAACGGUUUUACAUGUUGACUUCCUGUCAGAUUUAGCAGAAACAAACAGUUUGUGUUGGCCAAGUAGCUCUGGUUAAGUUUAGGUAAAAUUGGUCAUCAGUACAAGUGGCUGUAAAACAACAGCCUGGUUCAUGGUCAGGUUUGGUUAUUAAAAACAUUCCACAGCUGACAAAUACUGCAGCAAGAGGCAAAACUUCCUAAUGUUGUCAACAGCUGCUUUAAUGUAAAUGUUGUUUAUAACCUUUAAGAUCCAUGUAUGUGGUUCACCUACAGGAGUUAGACCUCACCUCAGGAACGACUCAAUUUAAA